This is a messenger RNA of Schizosaccharomyces japonicus yFS275, 1943 nucleotides long. RefSeq names its product eukaryotic protein. The transcript is spliced from 2 exons. The coding region runs from base 89 to 1126 and encodes 345 amino acids. NCBI's taxonomy places the organism in Eukaryota, Fungi, Ascomycota, Schizosaccharomycetes, Schizosaccharomycetales, Schizosaccharomycetaceae. The record is from RefSeq and is a predicted model, not a curated record.
GCUGGUCUUUGCGAACAAACUACUCGUUUAACGAGAAUUAAAAACGCGGCGAAAGCUUCUCAGGGAGCAUCCAAUACAAUGGUAGCGAAUGCGCCAACUACCACUCCAAAAUUUAAUAAGCAAAAUUUGCGUUCUUCCAUUCUCUAGACGCUUCAGGAUGUCUUCUCAAAAACGAAUUGCUACUCAUAGUGGAAAAUUUCACGCUGAUGAAUCCCUCGCAGUCUAUAUGCUGCGUUGUCUGGAGGAAUACCGUGAUGCAAAAGUAAUUCGUACUCGUGACCUCGAGCUCAUUGAUUCCUGUGACAUUGCCGUAGACGUUGGCGGAAAGUUCGACGGUGUGAAGUAUUUUGACCAUCACCAGCGUGAAUUCAAUGAUACUUUCUCUCCCGACUAUAAAACCAAACUUUCCAGUGCUGGUCUUGUGUACAAGUAUUUCGGUAAGCGUGUUAUUACCUCCAUCUUGCCUAGCGCUCCCAUUACGGAAAGCCAAUUGGACUUGCUUCAUGUAAAGAUUUACCGCGAGUUCAUCGAAGGCCUUGACGCUGAUGACAAUGGUAUUUCUCCAUACCCUGCCGAGCUGAAGCCUGCCUUCCGCUCCUCUUUAAGUCUCCCCGGUAUGGUUUCCAUGCUUUUUCCUGAGUGGAAUUCCGACAAGCAGGAUGACGAUGCUAUUUAUGAGCAAUUCAUGAAGGCUAGUCGGAUGAUGGGUCAUUGGUUCGAGGCAGCUGUCAAAUACUAUACUCUUUCUUGGCUUCCCGCAAAGUCAAUCGUGGAGUCCGCUGUUAACGAAGCUGGUUCGUCUCCGAUCAUUGUUUUCCAAAAGAGCUGUCCUUGGAAGAGUCACUUGUUCGAAAUUGAGGAGGAGAAGAAUAUCGUCGGCCAGUUCAAAUACGCACUCUACAGUGAUGGCAAAAAUUGGCGUAUCCAAGCUGUCAGCAUUUCGCCCGAUUCUUUCGUUUCCCGCUUGCCUCUGCCCGAGCCCUGGCGUGGUGUCCGUGACGAUGCCCUGUCCAAACUGACCGGUAUUCCUGGAUGCAUUUUCGUUCAUGCUUCCGGCUUCAUUGGUGGUAACGCAACCUACGAAGGUGUCUUGGAAAUGGCAAAGAAAGCUCUGAAUUUUCAAUAAAUUAUUGGCAUACUCAAAAAAGGGUUCUGGUGAAUGACGAAAUGAUCACAGAUAUAUCUACUCAUUUGUAUUUGUCUAGUAUGGUCGAAGCUCUUUCAAUACCUGAUACACCGCUGGUGGAACGAGCGAUUUGACAAGUUCAUCAUUUUUUUCCUUAAUGGCCUUUCGAACAGCUGUACUACUGACUCCUUCUCCUCCGUUUCGCAACGUUGCAAAUGUAAUCCGGCUGGCCCACUGUGCUGGGAUACCUUUCAUAUCGCCCUUGGCGAUACUCCUCAUGUAUUCCUCCUGUUCGGAAAGACCUGAUGAUACGUCGGGCCUAGCAACGCACAUCACUUUCGUACUGGCGAAAAAGUGUCCGAGUGCUUGUUCAAUGCCUUGCGGCUCAUAGUACUUUGGAUCCAGGAGUCUGACUAGCGUGUCAAAUCCGAGCAAGUAUGAUUGUGACGCUGUAUGAAGCGAAUUAUGGAUGGCUUCUGCUUUAUCGGCAAACAAAGCGUGUUUACAUAAUCCAAUAAUUGGUCUUGCCUCUUGUAGGUCCAGUGCCAUUGCUUCCAUCAUAACUAAACGUUCGGCAAAAGAUGCUGGAACCGCUUUUUUGUCCGCAUUUUUGACACUUAACAAAAGAAGUAAUUGAGCAUCUUUUGGUACCAGUUUGCACAUGGACAAGUGUGCAUUUUGAGGGGGGUUGAAAGAACUGUCCAGAACUGUUCAAGUAUUUAAGUUAGCUACAAGGGAAAUGACAAACUAAACGGUAGUCUCUCAGUAAUUUUGAUCGUUAUGUUGCAUACUGUAAAUCUUAUCUACUUGCGGCUCA